AUGUCGCAACGACCAAACGAGGCCCCUGUACGGUCUUCAAUAUCUCCAGCGAAUAUACGACCCCGAGACCGAUCUGCAGGAACAGCGUCGCCUUUACUCCGAUCCGAUGGGGGCUCAUUUCGCCAGACCUCGCCCCGAAAGAACGAUAGUCAAGCGAGCGGGGAGUUGGAAGGUAGUACAUUGGGCAGCGGUUCCCGUGAUGGAGACAGAAGGAUACCGGGGCAGCGGAGGACCCAGAGCUCAGGUGGCUUUUUGCUUGACUCGUUGCCUCGCCCGCGAAGCACAAGAGUUAGCCUGAACCGCCCUCGCCCCUCGGAUCCUCCCCAAGAGAAGCGCAGCGUUCCCGAACCGGAUAUUGUGGUUCCCAAGAAACGCUCACGAUUUCCAUGGAGCCGGCAUAAGCACCAUGUACCUGAAGUGGUGCCAGAGGAUGAAACUUCAAGCCUGACCAGUGCUCGGCAAGCUUCUACGCCUCCCGAGAGACAACCAUCUGGAAGCUCCACGCAGCCUGAGGUACGGGAAGACAAUGUGGAACAUUCAACUCCUGGCCUUGAUCGCGACUCGAUCCAGAUUGUGAAUCUAGCCCUGAAUCUCAAUGAAUCUCGGAGGAGGACAGCUUCUGGAAUACUCCCAGGCCCAGAGAGCCGAAGAACGAUAUCUGUCUCUCAACCUGCUGUUCCGUCAGUAGACAACUAUGCGUAUUCCUCGCGAGCGAGGAAUUUCCAGCGCGACUCGUAUCGCAAUUUCACUCAGCCCUCUAGUAUUUUUUUGUCACAAGGGGCACUGCCGAGCUUAGAGCAAUCAUCCGUUGUGAAUUUGUUGCCCGCAUCCGCGAUUGAGGACCGCAGGGCAUACGAAUUCUCCGAAAGUAGCCUAGCUCGUGCUGAGAAGGCGCGCAAUCAUUUUGAUUUAUUUCAUGAAUAUAUGCGACUACUGCCUUCAUUGCCACCUCUCCGAGAUACAGUCAACGAUGACGUUGAGUCUAAACCACAGAGGCCCCAUCGUGGCUAUAACCCGCUUCAGAUGAUUCGCAACCGAAAAGUGAGAUAUCGUGAGAGAUGCUCCAUCGAUACAGACGCAGAAGGAUGGCAUGACGUUGAAAGAGUCCACGAAUGGAUUAAUAAAGUUGAACAAAAAUAUAGCCAAAGAGAGUACGGCCAACUAGAUUGCUUACAGCUGCCAUCUUUCCAACAAGGUCGCCGUCAUAUAUCCACAAUGGAACACGAGGAUAUAGAGACAAUGCCUGCCUCUCCGGAAUCCAGCUUGCGGCGAGUCAGCCGAACCAGCAGCACGAAGGCCCCCCGGCCACGUAUCGAUUGGAAGAUCUCGCCGGCAGAGCUUCUGGCCGAUGCUGCCUGGCUGGAAAACACCAGCAACAAGACGAAGGUGGUCGACAGGGAUGGCCAUAAACUCUAUCCUGACCCCAACGAAUUAGUUAUCAUGGACACAAGUGAUGACCUCAGGACACCUCAUAAGCAGCAGCGCCUUUCGGCUGAAGUAGGAGAUCAUAGAGAGACACAUCCGUCACCGCACACUUCUCUCUCUAGUUCCCACCCUGCAUUGGCGCACGAAUUCAAGAGCGUGAGUCGUGGGCGGCACAGGCACCGAUUUCGGAGUCAUUCGCAUAGCUUACACAGCCGUAGUGCUUCGAGCAAGCGAAAGCCGUCACGGUGGGAUAAUGCCAGAAUGCGUUCGCGCAGUGUUUCAAGUUCUUCAAGCUCAGAUACCCGCCCUUCUGUCGAUGAAAUGCCUCGCAGGUCUCGUGAGCAUAUCCACGACCGCGUCCAAAGAUUCGUUGACCAUGCACACUCAGGAUCUUGGACAUCCCGCGCCAGAUCUCCGGCUGCUCAUAACGCUGAAAUUGACAGGGGAAGGACACCACAGCCAACCGAGCUGUUGUCGGCCAAUACGGAGCAAGCCCGCAAGCGCAGAAAAGGCUCUUUUUCGUCUACAGGCAGUCUUGAUGACCGGCAGGACCCUCGGAUUUCCCAGGAAGGCAUGGAUAGCAGUGCACCUAACUCUCCUGCUCGCGUUGGUUACUUCCCGAGCAUAGCAAAGGGUCUCCGCCAUAAGAUCGUUUCACGCCACGAGCGCAGCAAGAGCAAACAAGCAGAUCGAGAGCGAGAGCGAGAGCGGGAAGGUGAAUUACUGGAACCCGAGACUUCACGUCAGCGAAAUCUGACCACGCCUGAGCGGACAGAAGGUGCCUCCAAACUUGAGCCGAGCCCUCUUCCUGACGUUGUGUCGUCGUCCUAUCCCGAUGAUCAAGGCACGCCCGAAGGCAAUCGUGUAGAUGGAAACCGAUCCCGUAAAGGGCCCCAUCUUCCCGAAUCAAAGCUACGAGGAAUAUUUAAGGGACCAGGUAGGAUAGCAGAGAUCGUGGGGAAUGAAGUCUCCAAAGUCGGAGAUCUCAUCUUAAAGAAAGAUGCGGAUCCCGAAUCUCGGAAAUCAUCGUCCGCCACUACUGUCGUGUCAGAUGAUAGUGAUUCUGAUGAAGAAUCCAGAGGGGACAAAAAGUCUGGAUCUAAAGGCCUUUUACGGCGCCUGCCAACAUUUACAGACGAGCCUGGACGAUUGACUCGCGGAAAUUCCGAUAAGAACUCAUCCCGAAGCUUCAUUUCCUCUCUACCGACCUUCACAUCACCCUUGCGGCAAGAUGAACGAGGUGAAGCGGCAAAAGUAUUCGGCGGUCCUAGCGAAAAAGUUUCGUCUCAACCAAAUGAUGAUUCCCGUGAUUCUCGUGAUUCUCCCAAGAAAUUCUCGCUGCCACGCAGCAAAACGCUUGAUUUCAACGCUUCUUUACAUGCGGAACGGACAAAGCGCAACGAUAUCAAGGACCCUUCCGUUCCUUUCAGUUUAACACGGCCUCCUGUCACUGGGCUUGCCAACGCUCGAGCAUCACCAGGGCUUUCCCCGGAGGAAAGACGCACAGGGCUUUCAGAUACCAGUCGCGCUUGGAGUAUAUCUGGGCGCAGUAUCCACACCUUGAUUGACACCGGUGUACCUGGUAAACCGGAAGUCGAGCGCACACGGGCUCUUCUGUUGUCAUCGGGGAUUAAGGCUCGGGAGAUUACUCGCCGAGCCCACACUCCUCGCGAGCCUGUUCCUCACUGGCUUCAAACCACCGUGGGCCCUGGCACAUCUGUCCCACGAGUGACACGAAUCGGCGAGUUCGACCUCGCUGCUCAAUCCCUCCUCCGGCGUUUUGAGCACACCCAACAGUCAUUCCAACAAUCCAUGCACCAUUUCUCCACCUCCACUUCGUCCCCUCUCCGAUCCCAGCUGAGUAAGUUGGAAAACCUAGUCAAUAAUUCCCUGGCCCCCCGCGUCCGAAGCACAGCAAAUGACGCCGAGGACCUGUGUGUCCAUCUCAACACCACCAGCACACUGGCCGUUAAGCAGCUGAGUGAUGCCCUUGACAGAGGUCUCCGUAAGCGUCGCCGUCGAUUGCGGUGGCUUCGCCGCACUGGGUUUAUGGUUUUGGAAUGGGCGCUUGUUGCUAUGCUUUGGUGGGUGUGGCUGAUUGUCAUGGCUUUCAAGGUUGUGCGUGGUGUCUUCCGGGGUGUCUUCACUGGUAUCCGAUGGGUCUUGUGGCUUUAA
This is a messenger RNA of Penicillium vulpinum, 3600 nucleotides long. RefSeq lists its product as uncharacterized. The coding region runs from base 1 to 3600 and encodes 1199 amino acids. The record is from RefSeq and is a predicted model, not a curated record. The transcript is spliced from 2 exons. Lineage: Eukaryota; Fungi; Ascomycota; Eurotiomycetes; Eurotiales; Aspergillaceae.